This is a messenger RNA of Meloidogyne enterolobii, 1319 nucleotides long. Lineage: Eukaryota; Metazoa; Nematoda; Chromadorea; Rhabditida; Meloidogynidae. The record is from the annotation of a GenBank genome assembly.
UUCAAAAAAUAUUUCAGAUUCACGAAAUGCUUCUCGAUUUAAUCAAUUCCUUCCCAAAUAUUUCCAAUCUUGUUGAUGCUUUAAGCGAAGGGGGAUUAGCCCAAUUACAACGAAAAAAUGCGGAUUCAGUCCCUCGGGAUACUCUGUCAAGUCAACUAGAUUUAUUAGAAGCACAUUUUGUUUCAUUAAAUUCAAAAAUGGCUGCAGCAGAAAAGGUGGAUAUUAAAAAUGAAGAAAAGAAGAAAUCUUGUGAAGAAAAUAUUAAAGCAUCAUUUCAUUCUACUUUGGAUAGUUUACACCAUUUGGCAUUAAGUAUUGAAUCAGCACAAAUGUUAUCAUUAAUUCAAUGCCUUAGAAACAAAAAUGAUUGUCAAACUUUUUUUCAUUUGCAAUUGAGACAUGAUGCUCUUCUUUCGCAAGCAAUAACAUUAGCAACAACUUCACUUCUUUUAUUAAUUUAUUCUUCAAAAAAUUUAAUUAAUUUAAAUUAUUCAAAAACAAAUGUAACACCUUUAUUAAUUAAUUUUUCUUUUUUGAGUUGUUAUGGGGAUGAACACGGAAUGAUUGAAGAUGCUUUUGACAUGUGGCAAUUAUUCCAUGAUGUAGCCCAGUUUAGGUUUAUUCCAACAAAUUCAUCGAUUAUCCAAACAUGUUUUCCACAAAUUGAAGGAUUUCGAACAAAUAUAAAAAUUUCAAUACCUUUGCCUUCCGAAAAAAUUGUAGAAUUACCCAAAGGAAUGUCAAAAGGGGAAUGGUUUUGUCCGAAAAUUAUUUACUGGAAUUUGGGUGUAAAUCAUGAAGCAUCAUUAGCAGCAAGUUCUGUUGGAGGGGGAAAUAAUUCUUUAGAAGAAAUGAUUAAUAGAACAGCAUUAAAACAAUUAGAUGAAUAUAUUUCUAUUUUAUUGUUAACUUCAAGUAUGGAUUUAAAUUGUGUUGAAGCAGUUAAUAGAUUAAUGGGUGAUCUUAGAGAAACGGUUUCAAUAAAUGCUUCAAAAAAGAAUUUGACAAUAUUUAAGCUUGUAAUGGAAAUUACUCGAAUUUUGUCUGGUAUUUCUAUUUUAUCCUGUCAAAGUGGAAAGGAUCGGACUUCAAUGGCUUUGACUUUAGAGGAGGGGAGGAUUUUGAAGGAAACUUGUGGAAUUUCUAAUCAACAGAUGCUGGAAAUAAUUUCUUGUUUACGCAAAGAAGGUGUUAGACGUGAAAAUUGUCGAAAAAAUGUUGGAAAGCCUCUAUACAAAUUUAGCCCUUUUCAAAUGAAUUUUUUACCAAAAGAAUUUAGACCUCCUAUGGGUACUUUUACUAAUUUUGUUUCUACUUAG